AACCUCUGACAUGAAUCAUUCAGCUUCUCUUCUCAACCUCAUCCCGUCACCGCCGCUCAGCUUUCUUCGCAGCCACAACGCGUCUCUCCACUAUCGAUGGGUCAAGAAACGGAGAUACGAUGCGAGAGGAAUCGAAAGCAAUUGCUGCAGUGAUAGUUGUAAGUUUACUUGUCCGUGAAGAACAGUUAUGUAUGUAUACCAUCUGCGCCACCCGUCUUCGCCGUGCUCUCUCGUGGUAUCUCAAAGCUCAAUUCGCCUUUCGCAGGCUGUGUCUCGGUCGACACAUCGGCACUAACAGUGUUGUUUUUGGUCUCUUUCAAUGGACCUUUUGGCCGCAAAGUCCUCUGCUUGUCUGCCAUGUGCCGAUUUGAUGAUUUCGUCAUGUGUCGUGAACGGUCCAACGUAGCGCGACGAAGACGCUCACGCGGAGCCGAAGCCGUGCCGCGUCCUCC
Molecule: messenger RNA, 452 nt
Organism: Baudoinia panamericana UAMH 10762
Lineage: Eukaryota; Fungi; Ascomycota; Dothideomycetes; Mycosphaerellales; Teratosphaeriaceae
Exons: 1
Coding region: 120-371 (83 amino acids)
Source: RefSeq, a predicted model, not a curated record